Molecule: messenger RNA, 645 nt
Organism: Alternaria rosae
Lineage: Eukaryota; Fungi; Ascomycota; Dothideomycetes; Pleosporales; Pleosporaceae
Exons: 2
Coding region: 103-453 (116 amino acids)
Source: RefSeq, a predicted model, not a curated record
CAUCUUUUGCAUCAUACAAAACUCUAGUUCUGCUUUGCUAAGGACUAGCGAUACUCGGUCGUACUGAACUGAACACUCUGCACAGUAUUGUUGGCAGAAACUAUGGCCUUUACGCGCUCAAUCUUCGCGAUGCUCUUCUUUACGCUAUGCCUCGCAAUACAGGCCAGUCCCGUCUCCGCUACCCUUUCUGCUCGAUACAAAUCCCCCUUCUCAGCCUUUCUCCUCCCCCGUGAAGGCGACAACAACGACAACGAUUUCACAGAUUCACAAAAAGCGGGCUUGUAUGCGGUCAUCUUUCUCAGCGUGACGAUACUGUGGCUGUGGUUCGUCAUGGGGAUCACAGUUGCGAUCUUGCGGAAAACGAACGAUAAGACGUUUUGGGUGAACUUCAAGGAUGGACUGCUGUUCAAGAAGGAUGUGGGUUAUUUGUCAGGGGGUGUCGCGGAUGAGUAGCUGCUUGGUGGGAGGGCGAGGAACAAGAUUGCAUGUAUUGUGAGAUAACGAGAAGUGAUCUUAUCUUCUUCUGCGAUGAUUGUGAUACCUCUCAUUCGAAAACAUCCUUCAUGAAUGGAUGUCACAGAGUACCCACAUCGUGAGUGGCUUGCUGUUAGCGUCACGCCAUCACAGCACCAGUGAAUACAGUGC